This is a messenger RNA of Sphenostylis stenocarpa, 339 nucleotides long. Lineage: Eukaryota; Viridiplantae; Streptophyta; Magnoliopsida; Fabales; Fabaceae. The record is from the annotation of a GenBank genome assembly.
AUGGGUUUGGUUUGGUUUGGUUUGGAUUGGGAAAGGCAGUGGGGCCAAACAGUGGCUUGGGAGUUAGUUACAGCUGGGGUUGAGCAAAUGCGCAUAAUUGUGGACAGGACAGAUUGUAUCACAUUCACAAUCACACACAUGCCCAAUAAUUCUCCAUCUAGAGGCAUCUACGUCUCCACCUACAUUUUACCACAUUGGAAAAUGCUCUUUCUUGAUCCAAUCUUGCUUCUGCCUAAGUUCGUUAAUCUAUUCGGUAUUGAUUCGGAAACUCUGUAUAAAAAUUUUAGUACAGAUAGCCAGGUAGGUGAAGCAUUGAAGAAAAUGAAUGAAGAGCCAUAG